This is a messenger RNA of Chionomys nivalis (European snow vole), 1140 nucleotides long. RefSeq names its product transcription elongation factor A protein-like 5. The transcript is spliced from 4 exons. The record is from RefSeq and is a predicted model, not a curated record. Bases 337 to 903 code for a protein of 188 amino acids. Lineage: Eukaryota; Metazoa; Chordata; Mammalia; Rodentia; Cricetidae.
CGUCACGUGAUUAGGAGCAGCCGUCUGCAGAAGUCCCUCUCUCCCAGGUACCAGCAGCCACCAGAUCCUUAUCUCCGUGGAGGAAGGCAGGCUUGAAACUGAGCGACAGAGGGGGGGCAGCUGCCCUAUAGCCCGGCAGAAAGCUGUUUUUUCUGGGUCUGUGAGGAGGAAGGCGUGAGUGAAGUGCUGUGGUUACGUCUGCCCUGCCCCCUCCUCCUUCUAAAAGCUACGUUUUCAGAAAAGUCUUCAGGUCUGUGGUCGUGGGCACCGAUCCAGCCAAGAAAAGGAAAGGCCUGCAGAAUCAGUGCAGGACAAGCGGCAAAGGAAAAUCGCAACAUGGAAAAGUUCUUCAAAGAAACUGAAGGAAAGCCGGAAAACAAGGGAAGGGCAGAAGAUGAAGGAAAUCCAGAAGAAGGAGGAAAUGCAGACGAAGACAAGUCCGAUGCAGACGGGAAGCCUGCACGCCAGGGGAAGCUAGAGGAGGGAGGGCCAGGUGAGCAGGGACAACAGAAAGGUGAGGGGAAGCCAGAAAAUCAGGGAAAGUCUGAAGGGGAGGGCAAGCCAGCCAGCGAGGCGCGGGCUGCCGAAAAGCGCCCUGCUGAAGAUUACGUGCCCCGGAAAGCCAAGCGAAAAACAGAUAGGGGGACAGACGAUUCUCCCAAGAACUCCCAGGAGGAUUUCCAGGACAGGCAUGUCAGCAGUGAGGAGAUGAUGAGAGAGUGUGCAGAUGUGGCGAGGGCGCAGGAAGAGCUGAGGAAGAGGCAGAAAAUGGGAGGUUUUCCCUGGAUGCCAAGAGAUGCUGCGCAGGAUGCUCUAGUCCCCCGAGGCCAACGGGGAGUCAGGGGAGUGAGGGGCGGAGGAGGCAGGGGCCAGAAGGACUUGGAAGAUGCUCCCUUUGUUUAAUGCCUUUGGCCUUUCCUUCUGAUUUCUUUGAUGGGAAAUAUUGCCAGCCCUGCUUCCCCUGGCAGGCAUUUGCCAGACUCUGUGCUUCAACCCUGUGCUGAUAUUUUCCUUUAGGUGUCACUCUUGUUACCAGCAGACAGCACCAUGUCUUUUAGUAAAGGACUUUCACCCAUGUGCAUGGAAGAGGUGUUCAUGGUGUACUGUAAAAUAAUAAAGAUAGCAGUGUGCACAACCACA